Messenger RNA from Closterium sp. NIES-65, 312 nucleotides. The record is from the annotation of a GenBank genome assembly. Lineage: Eukaryota; Viridiplantae; Streptophyta; Zygnematophyceae; Desmidiales; Closteriaceae.
AUGGGGAAAGGGACUGUGGACAGAGAGGCAGGAUCAGUAGGGGGAGUCCAGAAGCAGGAGGACUGUAGGGACAGGAGGGGGAUAGAGAGGGAGAGCGAGGGAGAGAGGAAGAGAUGGAGGGAGCGGGAGAGAGAGAGAGAGGGACAACCUCUCGGAGAGGGAGGGAGAGAGAGAGAGAGAGAGAGAGAGAGAGAGAGAGAGAGAGAGAGAGAGAGAGAGAGAGGAGGAGGAGGAGGAGGAGGAGGAGGAGGGGGGGUUUGGGGGGGGGAGGGUGGGGAGGGGGGGAAUAGACAAAGAGAGGAAACAAACUGA